This is a messenger RNA of Didymodactylos carnosus, 801 nucleotides long. The record is from the annotation of a GenBank genome assembly. NCBI's taxonomy places the organism in Eukaryota, Metazoa, Rotifera, Eurotatoria, Philodinida, Philodinidae.
AUGGGUAAAGGUUAUGAGAAUUAUAUGUCAAAAAAAUGGUUUCAUCCGACAAAUAUCGGAAAUAUGAAACGCAUUUAUAUGGCUGAACAAAAAUCAGAUUCUGAAAAGAAAAAACAACAAGAUUUACGUGAACAAUAUGAACGUGAACAAGAAUUAUUUAAUAAUAAACAAAUGAUGGGAGAUGAAAAAGCACGUCUUGGUCUAUCAUUUAUGUAUAAUCCACCAGCAGGUAUAGCCAAAGAUCAAGCACAACAAGAACAACAAGCUCAAGGUGAUGAUGGAAAUUUUGGAUUAAAUAAAGAAGAACCAAAAUUUGAAUGGCAACGAAAUGCACCACGUGAAAGUUGGGCAAAAAAUGAUGAAAAAAUACGUGAUCAACCAUUUGGAAUCGAAGUUAGAAAUGUUCGUUGUAUUAAAUGUAAAAAAUGGGGUCAUAUUAAUACGGACAAAAUUUGUCCACUCUAUGGUAAAUCUCGUUUGGAUACCGAUUCUACAACAUCAUUGAAUCCAAAUGAACCACCUGUAGGUCGUGAGAUACAAUCAACAAAUGAUUUAAUUAAAGAUUUAAAAAAUGAUGGUUUAUUAAUGAAAAAAUGUGUAAUGAUGAAAGAAAAUCAGAGAAGUGGAGAUUUAGAAAGUGAUGGUGAUGAUGAAGAGAAGAAACAAGAAAAAUUUAUUCAAGAAAAAAUGGAAUUAAACUUUUUAGAAAGUUUACCAAGAAAAAUGAAACAUCGACUAUUGAAACGUUUAAAAAAAUUAGAACGACAAGGUCUUUUCACAGAAAUUAAACAAGAACAUUGA